AAAGAAAUAUACUUUGUUACUAACCAGUAAUGCCAUCAGUCGCUAGGUCGAAAAUUCAAUAUUAACCUCAACUGCUGCACCACACCAAUAACAUUAUUGCCUUUAUUCCCUCACAACACGAUUAUCGUAUCAGAAAGUUAGGGGUUUGGGUUUAUGGCUUAUUUGUUCGCUUCAGUUAGACUUUUUCCGGACUCAUGCAUGAAUCUUCUUUCACAUAUUAAAAGCGAAGAGUUUGUUGCAUUGCUUACUGAGCCAUAAUAAAUAGGGUUAGUGAUUUACUUAAGUUCUUUUUCCAGCAAUAGGUGUUCAUGUAGAAAUGUAUAGCUAGUAGUCUAAUUGUCCAUCUUUUUAUUGUUAUGUGGAACAUUGACCUUUUAUAUUGACAUGGUAAUUAAACAGCUAACGGCGAUCCUUUUAUCUACAAAAGGAGUAUAUAACAGAUAAAGAAAGAAACCUGUUGACUAUCUUUGGAACAGAACAUAGCUGAUAACUAUUUUUAGCUCUCGGAAAUCCCUCCUAUCCAUUCCUUUAUUGUCAGUUACUUCUAAUGUUUUGUUACUGUAAAAAAAAACUUCUAGUGGUUUGCGGCGUUUCCUUUUGAUAUUUUUUUCCCCAUUUUGGUCCGUGCUACAUUAGGAAAGAAAUAAAAGAGGAAUUUUAAUUGGAACUUCAUUUCUGCGAAAUCUCUAUCUUCUGUUCUGGUCUUUCCGAAUUCAAUUUCGCUUUGCAUUGCUGUUUAUCUUCUCUCCUCUCCAUCCAAGGACUGUAAUGGGGAGUAGGCACCAUGAUGUUUUCUUGCUAGGGAAAAACAGAUUGAUACCAGGUUCUUGGUUCUUGUUAUUGGCAUGUGCCUUUACACCAAGCUGAAGUUUUCAGUGUUCAGCUGCCUUCCAAAGAUAUUGGCUAGAAAGACUGCAAAGAUUGGUCUCGAUCUGAUUCACUUGUUCAAGAAGGCAUCACAUGUGCUUAUGGGCUGCCUUUGCUCCAAAGGCACCAAAGAUCAUGCUGAUGCCACUUCCGAAAACAGAGAACCAUCAAGUAAGGAUGACCCUAAGACUGCAUCAGGUACGAAUGAUGGCAGCAAAGUCAUGCCAUAUGCUGGAGAGAAGGUGGUGGUAGCUUUUGAUGCUAGGUUCAGCAGUUGUAACAAUGCAGAGUUGAAAGGGCUCUCAGGUGAGCAUGUUGUUUCUGGGUGGCCAACUUGGCUUGCAUAUGUGGCGCCUAAAGCAGUAGAUGGCUGGUUGCCUCGACGAGCCGAUUCAUUCGAGAAAUUAGACAAGAUUGGACAAGGAACUUACAGUAUUGUGUAUAAAGCCCGAGAUCUUGAAACAGGGAAGAUUGUUGCACUAAAGAAGGUGCGGUUCGUCAACAUGGAUCCUGAAAGUGUUCGCUUUAUGGCUAGAGAAAUCCAUAUUCUUCGGAGACUGGAUCAUCCAAAUAUCAUAAAGCUUGAAGGAAUUGUAACAUCUCGUGUGUCGCAGAGCCUGUAUCUGGUUUUCGAAUACAUGGAGCAUGACCUUUCCGGUCUUAUUGCAAGUCCAGGCCUCAAACUCACCGAGUCACAGAUAAAGUGCUUCGUUCAGCAGCUGCUUCAUGGCCUUGAUCAUUGUCACAAAAAUGGAGUUCUGCAUCGAGACAUCAAAGGAUCGAACCUCUUGAUUGACAGCAAUGGGGUACUGAAGAUUGCAGACUUUGGCCUGGCAACAUCUUUCGACCCUGACAAUCCAAAACCACUAACUAGCCGUGUUGUGACAUUGUGGUACAGACCACCAGAGCUUUUACUUGGUUCCACAGAGUAUAGUGUCGCUGUGGAUAUGUGGAGUACAGGGUGUAUUGUGGCAGAACUCUUUGCUGGCAAACCAAUCAUGCCAGGAAGAACCGAGGUGGAGCAAAUUCACAAGAUCUUUAAGCUCUGUGGGUCGCCGAUGGAUGAUUAUUGCAAGAAAUCAAAGGUGCCAGAAACAGCGAUGUUCAAGCCUCAGCAGCAAUAUAGGCGGUGUGUUGCUGAGACUUUCAAAGAUUUUCCUCCUUCCACUGUAGUUCUCAUAGACUCCUUGCUUUCGUUAGAACCAGAAGUUCGUGGAACAGCUUCCUCAGCUCUUCAGAGUGAUUUUUUUAAAACAGAGCCACUUGCUUGUGACCCUUCAAGUCUACCGAAAUUUCCAGCAAGCAAGGAGUAUGAUGUUAGACUCAGGCAAGAGGAAGAGAGGAGGCAAAGAAAGGCAGCUCUUGGUGGACGAGGAGCUGAAUGUUCCAAUCCAGGAAAUGAAAAUCAUGUAACCAGUCGUGCUGUCAAUGGUGCUGCUGAAUCGAAGGAACACGCGCAUGCCAGUUCAAAGAGCAGCAGCGUGAAGUUCUACCCCGAGGAUAGCGUGCCCGGUUUCCGGGUGGAGCCACGCCCGUCGCCAACCACGGUGCAGGUUCCUGGAUUUGGCUCUACAUGGAACAUGGGAGGUUACACAGAUCAUCCAACGACGCCUGGUUGUGCCUGCAGUUCUGUUCAUGUCGCAAAUUCCUCUGCCUCGAGGACAAAGGCAUCAUCGCAUUCACAUAUACCACAGUUUUGCACGACAGAUCUGAGGAAUGCAGUUGAGGUUACAUAUCAGAAUCAGCCACCUGAUAGGCCUGCAUCAUCUCACAACAAGAACCCCCUAGAGGUGCAGGACGCUAUGAUCAGUGUGCUACUGCUAAGGGAAGUAUUGAGGAUUUAUAUUCUUUCAUCUCACAUGGCUCGCACCAUUGCCUUUCUGUGGUCAGAACCAUGGAAGGAAGCUCAGGAGGAUCCACCACUCGGGGCCAUUGGUGCCGCCGGGAGGGAAUAUCGAGGACAUGCUCAAGGAGCACGGGAGGCACAUCCAAGAGGCGGUGCGCAAGGCACGGCUCGGCAAGACGAGCAGGUAGCGAGCAGCUGAAAAGGUCGUACGGGAGCUCUGCGAACAUGGACCGGAUUUCAGAGGUGUCAGCGCCACAUUCGUCUGCAAAGCUGCCGUUUCACGUUGCUGCAGGUCCCCGUGCAUAGAGUUUUAGCAUGCAACCGUGUGUUCUCAUAUACUCCCUCCGUUCCAAAAUAGGUGACUCAACUUUGUAAAUGGAGGUAGUACAAAGUUGGGUCAUCUAUUUUGAAACAGAGGGAGUAGGAUAUUGGGGUGUUUAUAUACUUUAUAAACUGAAAAUUCGCAGGGCAUGACUGAAUUUAUAGAUCUCUCUGCUCUUUUUCCUUCUUA
Triticum aestivum (bread wheat) is the source of this 3224-nucleotide messenger RNA. Its product is annotated as probable serine/threonine-protein kinase At1g54610. The coding region runs from base 846 to 2912 and encodes 688 amino acids. The transcript is spliced from 8 exons. NCBI's taxonomy places the organism in Eukaryota, Viridiplantae, Streptophyta, Magnoliopsida, Poales, Poaceae. Gene Ontology annotation, molecular function: ATP binding; RNA polymerase II CTD heptapeptide repeat kinase activity. Gene Ontology annotation, biological process: positive regulation of transcription elongation by RNA polymerase II; protein phosphorylation. Gene Ontology annotation, cellular component: nucleus; cyclin-dependent protein kinase holoenzyme complex. The record is from RefSeq and is a predicted model, not a curated record.